GACCAACCGGUCGAUAUUUCCUACAGACCUCGCUCCAAAGACAUCAUCCUGAUGAAUAUACCACGAAUUCCAUCUCACCGCCAGGAAAAUUGAACAGGCCGAGAGAAGUUAUCGUAGGCAAUACACUCGGGCUGGCCCAGCUCGAUAGGGACAGCCCGACGACAUCCAAAGAUUUCUUCACGCGCCUAUCUCCGUCCAUGCUGUCGCCGCGGGUCAUACCUCACUCUCGAUAUGCUUCCUUCCGGUGACUGAUCGCUAAGGAAUGAAUAGAUCAAUGCUCACAAGGAAGGCCGCGCCUGCUGAGGCCGGUCAGUUCAUGUUGACACCUUUACAGUUCAAGAAGCCUCUUUGAAGGUCCACGUUAAGACCAUCGGACAUCCGUACUCCUACGUUGCUACAACUCGCGCCAUCAUGAUCACUACAGCCACUUUGAAUCCAAGGAGCCUCCGCUUCGGCAUGAUAACACCGUCCUCCAACACGGCGCUCGAACCCCUUACGCAACAGAUCGUCUCUCAAAUACCCGGUGUUUCAGUCCACCUCUCACGCUUCCGAGUACUGAAGAUUGCGCUCGACAACGCUGGUCUGGCACAAUUUGACAAUAGUGCUAUUCUGCAAGCCGCCGAGCUCCUCGCAGACGCCAAGGUUGAUGUGAUCGGCUGGAGCGGGACGUCCUCAGGAUGGCUCGGCUUCGAAGCCGACGAGAAAUUGUGCAACGAAAUCACAGUUGCCACGGGUAUACCUGCGACGACCUCGGUCCUUGGGCUGAACAGGCUCAUUUCGCAUAUGGGCAUCAAUGAGAUGGGACUGCUCACGCCGUACACGAAUGACGUUCAGGAGGCCAUCACCCGGAAUUACCGUAGUAUUGGGGUCGACUGUACCGUGGAAAAGCACCUGGGAAAGUCGGAUAACAAGAGCUUUGGCUACAUCUCGGAGAAGACGCUGGACGAAGGGUUCUGGGAGCUUGUGGGAACAGAGCAUAGGAUAUCUGCGGUUACCGUGUUUUGUACUGGACUCAAGGCAGCACAAUUGGUGGACGGUUGGGAGCAGAAGUCGGGAGUCAUUGUCCUAGAUACGGUGGCUACGGUGCUGUGGGAUAUGUGCAGGAUAGCCGGAGUUGAUACAAAUGGUAUUGAGGGCUGGGGCAAGCUGUUCAAGCAAGGUUGAACACGUCUGUUGACGCUUCUUCUGUUUUUGAUAGAGCAAGUACUGCUAUUGUCAGUGGCUUUCAAGGAUUUGUUCGCCCGCCUGGCCUCCCGAGAAAUAAUCUCCUAUAAUACUGUACAGCAACAAAAGAGC
Molecule: messenger RNA, 1296 nt
Organism: Exophiala xenobiotica
Lineage: Eukaryota; Fungi; Ascomycota; Eurotiomycetes; Chaetothyriales; Herpotrichiellaceae
Exons: 1
Coding region: 412-1164 (250 amino acids)
Source: RefSeq, a predicted model, not a curated record